AUGCCAUGUAUGUAUUUUUCUGGGGUAGAUAGCAGUGACAUCACCAUCGAUGAUCCUAGCAAGCGUCGCAUUAUAAUAAAUCCAGAAUUAUAUGAUAGAGUCCGCAAUAACGAGGAAGAAAAUACAAGAGUCUUUUUGGAUACUCACUUGCUUAAGAUUCGGGGUAAUGAAGGGCAAGAACGUCGUGCAGAGAAACUAGUGUCUAAGGGUAAUGCAUCUGUGGGCCUAGGAAAUAUGCCUUCUAUAUCUAUUCUUGUGUAUACUAGCCGGGCAUUGAUUACUGCUGAAUUUAGGGAGAUGAGUAGUGAUGAUUUCAAGGAUAGGUAUCUUGCUCUGCUUGAUAGUGCUAUUAGAGGCUCGAACAUUUCAAUUCCCCUAUUAGCACAAGCAUAUGCUUAUCCACUGGGAGAUGCAAUGCAUGUGGAGCAAGCUAUCCAAGAAUACUUUGAUAGGGAAAUAGCACGAACAAUCGAUCAUCUUUAUCAUGAUAUUGUUGAUGUAACCAAUCGGUUUUGCAGUCCAUCGUUUGUAAGACCCCCACUAGAUAGCAAAAGAAGGGUACAACCUGAUAUCAUUCACAUGUUGACUAAGUCGAAUUUAAAUACGCAAUAUCCCGAGCUUGUUUUUGGGGUAGGUGAUUACAAAACAGGAAUAUAUAAAAUGAUGCAAGGCUUCGAAGAAUUCAAGGCAGCUAUUCGGAACCGAAGAAGAUUGAGGCUGAAUUCAAUUGAGAACUUCUUUCCAGAUAGGGAGUGGUCGCCUAGGGUAUUAUUUGCCUUGCUUCUAAGCAAAUAUAUCUACGAAGCUUUUCUCUGUGGAACCGACAGGAUUUUUAUUUCAGACCACCAAACAUUCUCAGGAUUUUUCGAGUAUGAGAUAGUGGAUGGGGAAAUGAUUAUAGAUUACUAUAUCAUUAACGAUCCAGAAACAGUGAAAGAUGGUAUUACUUUGAGGUCAGCUAUAGCGGGAUUUUUUUAUAGAAGUGUUGGUGACGCAGCUGAUACAAUGGCCAGGUUGAUGGAAAUUUUUAGUGUUGCUAGCAACGUCGAGACGAAAAGUAUUAAAGAACUGGAUCCGUUCUUUAACGUUCGUCCUAGAGAUCCUUCUGGAUCUUCGAAAGAAUUGGCUGGACAUGGAUUUUCAGGCAGCUUAGACCCGGUAAAAGAAAACGACGACAGUGAUAACUUUGAUGCCAUUGAUGGCAACACAUAUUGCCGAGUUAUAUACGAUUCUGCAGAAUUUUAUCCUGAUUUGAAACUUCCAUCGCCAGUUUUUGUCAAAUUAUACUACUACUCUAGUCGCUUGUGGGAAAAAAAUAGUUUUAUGUAUUUGGAAAUACCGGAGAAAGAGGGGUACUAUGGCAUGUUUUUCAACGAGCUUUUAAUUAAUGAAAGAAUUGCUAAGUCAGAAUUCGCCUCCAAUUUUCCAAAACUCUUUGUUUCUGGUUAUUGGAAUGGGCUUUCCGAUCAUCCGAUGCAUAUAUUUGAAUAUCUAGGGAAGGAAGUCCCAGAAGAAAAGUGGAAUAAGAAAGAGGUGUACAGAGUUAUCAAGUCAAGACUCGAAGAGCUUCAUCUGAUAGGAAUCUCGCAUAAUGAUGUUCGGCCGGCCAACAUACAUGUGUCAGUUUCAGGUAAGAUUUCUUUGAUAGAUUUCGGAUUAUCGGACUGCACAAAUAAUGAAGAACACAAGAAGAAUGAUCUUGAGACUCUUGACUAUAUAUUGAGACCGAAUGCUUCUAAUGAAAGUGAAAAUGAAGUUAUGUUUGCUGAUAGAGCAGACGAAGAUGACAAAUAUGGAAAUGGUAGUAAUUCUUCUGGUGAAGAAAUAUUUGACGAAGGAAGUUCAGAAACUUACGGUACCAGGACAACGGUAGAAUAUGUUGCCUCAAAAUCACAAAGGUGA
Molecule: messenger RNA, 1902 nt
Organism: Debaryomyces tyrocola
Lineage: Eukaryota; Fungi; Ascomycota; Pichiomycetes; Serinales; Debaryomycetaceae
Source: the annotation of a GenBank genome assembly